AGGCAGUCUGCAAGUUUCCCGUCACACCGGUGGACUGGUCUUUAGGAGACGCGUGCGUAAGGUCGGGACCUGGGAUGAACAAGUGACCCUCAAGAGUUCUCCAUCGUGUAUCCCGUGUCUCCUCGUCGAAACCAAGAUGAAGCUGGCGAUCGCGUUAGUUGGCCUGAGUGUUGUUGUGAUGGGUGUCUUGAUUUUCCAGGUCGUCCAUCAGGAAUUGCGUCUGAGUCACUUGAAAGUCCGCUUAUCGGAGAACUCGGAGCAGGUCACCAGGAAAGAGGAAGGCAUAGUCGCCCUGAAAGCCAAAAUCUCCGAGCUGCAGAAAUCGCUGGACGAAGUCAACAAAAAGAUGGAAGAACUGAAGAAGAAAAAGGCAGAAAUUGAAAAGUCAUCGGGGGACAUGGGUAAAAGUCUGACGGCCUGUGUGACAGAGAAGGAGAAGGCGGAGAAGACGAAGGCUAGUACAACAGGGGAAAUAGAUCAACUCAAAGUUGAUCACGAAGCAGCUAAAAGUAAAGCCCAGGAGAACAUUCAGAGCUUGAAACAGCAGAUUUCGGAUAGAGAUAAAGCUGUCUGUGCCUUUGUUGAUACAACCAAGGAGGAAGGACGGAAGUUGUGUGGAAUAACUCAAGAAACACAGUGAAGUCACUUCAGAACUGCACAACAAUGACUAGCAACUUUUUCAGAAAAAUAUUUGUGCAUCCAAGUUUUGUAUCAGCACUAAGGUUAUUAUGGAAUAGUAACAAAAAAAGAAAAGAAACUCUGCACAUUGACUCAGAGAACAAGUAUACGGACAUGUGAAAUAGAGAAAUAGAAUUCAUUUCAUAUCAUAAGAAGGAAAAAAGGUUGUAUUUGUAAUAUAUAAUGUGGUGAACAUCCCACAAUAAUUCUAUGUGCUCAAAAUUUUGCGCCUAAUAUGGUGAUAUAACAAUAUAAGUAAGCAAUAUAAGUAAUAGAAAUAACUCUUUGAUUAGUUAUAAGGAAAGAUUAUGGUUUGGUUAAAGUAACCCUCUUAUCAACGUUUGCCACGUCUGUCUGAGUGUUCUGUGAUAGUGUGUUUGAGCUGAAAUAACCCCUGCAGAAGCUGUUUGACUGCUGUGGUUGGGUACCUGAUGUCAAACACUGUGGUGUCUCCUUUUAUCAUAUUUUUACUAUUUUUUUUUAUUUUUUAUUAUUCUUUUGAAUGUAAUAAAAAAUAGAAAAAGUGCACUUAUUAUUGUAACAAUGUACAACAUUUUCAUUGUAGCUCCAGCAGUAAUGAAAAAGCGACCUGGCAGUUAUUUUGCACUGGUUUUAUGAUGUGGAAAUAAUAUUUUUGCUAAAAAGUUCCAGUUAUUUCUUCUAGUGACACAAACCAGAUCUAGUUUUAAAAAAAGGACACACAGACCCAGAUUUUAUUCAGUUUCUGUUUGGUUUUUAUGAAUUUGAUGUACUAUUUAUGCUUCUGGGCCAUAAACAGCAGACCUUUAAGGAGUCUAGAAAAUAGAUGCAAUGUGUGUAAAAGUGUAAAAACAUUAUAUACAUCAUUUAAUGCUACUUUGAAUAUAAAGAAAGCCAAAAUGAUAAAACCUUUUAGAUUUAAGAGGCAAAACCUAAAUUAUCACGUCUGUUCAAAUAAAUGGUCCUUCAACUCCCCCUAGUGCAGAACCUAGGGUUAAGACAGACUAUGUUACUGACAUUGUGCCUUUGCUGAUACAACUAAGGAGGAAGCACUUUCUUACAGGGGAUCACUUUUGGAGGAAACUAUUACAAGAAUAACUUGAGUACGCUGAACUUGUUACAAAACGUCUUGUAUGAAAUUAGAUCACCAAAAACAUUGUGGGUUUAUUGAGUGCUGUAUGGAUGUACAAUGACUAAAUAAAGUGUUUUGUGUUCCUAAAGUUCCUAUAAAUUAA
Oreochromis niloticus (Nile tilapia) is the source of this 1892-nucleotide messenger RNA. RefSeq lists its product as uncharacterized. The record is from RefSeq and is a predicted model, not a curated record. The transcript has 4 exons. NCBI's taxonomy places the organism in Eukaryota, Metazoa, Chordata, Actinopteri, Cichliformes, Cichlidae. The coding region runs from base 137 to 640 and encodes 167 amino acids.